This is a messenger RNA of Suillus bovinus, 1464 nucleotides long. RefSeq lists its product as uncharacterized. NCBI's taxonomy places the organism in Eukaryota, Fungi, Basidiomycota, Agaricomycetes, Boletales, Suillaceae. The transcript has 7 exons. The coding region runs from base 1 to 1464 and encodes 487 amino acids. The record is from RefSeq and is a predicted model, not a curated record.
AUGGUUCGAGCAGUAUUACUGAGCAGCAAGCGGCACAUCAUAGGCCGCAACCAUGCAUGCAGGAAGGGUCCAAAAUUGUCUCAAGAAACAAGACAAGCUUUGACGGCCCGACAGCAUGAAAAACAGGCAGAUGAGGAUGCUGCAGUGGACGACAUACUUACAUAUAUUGAUGAACAGGCCACAGAUUUGGCUCGUCGUUUUGGAAGAAGCUGUCAAUGUUACCUGGAAAAGCUUUACAUUGGCUUGGCCUUACGGAGAAAGCGGCGCAACAAGACAAGUGCAUGGUCCGCCUUUCUCCAUUUCAAAAGCAAAAAAUUCAACGCUGACAAAGACAUAGGCCAACGAGCCAACCUUCGUGCCAUCGCUAAGGAGACAAGUGAAUAUCACCAACUUACACUCGAGCAGCACGCCGAACUGGUGGAGGAAUUCGAAAAAAUCAAAACGUCAGGACUGAGCAAGCCAGUGAACAUAACAUCUCGUACUCGUCUCGCGGAGGUAAAUACUAGCUUUGCAGCCAUGGUCAGCGAGGAACGUGUGGGCACAGAAACAUUAAUUGUCACUGUGCGAAGUUCAUCUAACCUCAACAUGCUACCAAAAGAGGAUCCAAUGAAACUUGGCAUUAAGAUGGAGUCCACUGUGCUUGCUGGACUUGUGCCACGAAAUGUUCUGUCUAUGAAUUAUUCAGACCGCAAGUUGGCUGCCAAGCAAGGCAUACGAAGUGGUCUAAAUGAAAGUCUAGUCGAGGUUACCGAGAAUGCAAACACCACACUAGAGUUUGUCCGCUAUGAACACAUGGUUCAGGAGCAUCUAGUCAAGCUGAUCGGGUGGUGCCACAACGAAUGGGGUAACCCCAGCAAUCUGAAAGGCGGAGUUGGCCCACUAGAGGCUCUUGCACAGGCAGUUUCCGAUAAGAAGUGCAAGUUUAUUCGAAUUACAAGACAGGAAGCUGAUGAGCAUAUGAAACGCAUCGAGGCGGGUGAGGUUUUGACCCCAAACAAGGUAGAUCAAGAACCGGAGGAGAGCCCCAUCGAUGAUGACGACACAUAUGAGGGCAACGACAUUGGUGGUUCUGCUGACCAGACAGAUCAUCUUCCCCUCCCCACGCCAUCGUCUCCUACAACACCCCCUCGCAACAAUGACUUAGGUCCUGCUGACCAGACAGAUCAUCUUCCCCUCCCCACACCAUCUUCUCCUACAACACCCACUCGCAACAAUGACUUAGGUCCAGCCCCUCGUACUAGCGAGAUCACUGAAGAUCUUAUUGAUCCUGCCCUUCUAGCCCCUCCCAUUCCGAACAUCUCCACGCCAUCUCCUCCACUCGCCACAACACCUAGCAGGUUACAUAUGGAACCGCGUCUACCCAACACUCAGCUGUUACGACUUGGAUGGUAUCUGUUGGCGACACUCAAACAGAGCUUGUGUCGUCAAUGGUCUGUGGACGUCCUUGGGCUAGCCCAAGGUUAG